UUAACUGCAUAGUUCCUCCUCAAAUUUCUCAAACCUUUGCUUCUGUUUCUUUCUUUCUUCAACCUCUUUGUUUCUUCUUCAGCGCCUACGUGCAUCUGCUAUAAACACAUACCCCUCGAUCGAUAAACCUUAAAUAAAUUUCCUCAAAAGGAAAUUCUUGUUUUCUUGAAAUCCAUCAAGGGUUUUUUUCUUGUUCUUGAUUAAAACAUACAUAAAGAUAAGAUGGUGGAAGAAGGCAGUGUAGUUGUGAAUCAAGGAGGAGAUCAGGAGGUGGUGGAUUUGCCUCCAGGGUUUCGGUUUCACCCAACUGAUGAAGAGAUUAUAACUCACUACCUUAAAGAGAAGGUCUUCAACAUCCGAUUCACAGCUGCGGCGAUCGGUCAAGCCGACCUCAACAAGAACGAGCCAUGGGAUCUACCAAAGAUUGCAAAGAUGGGGGAGAAGGAGUUUUACUUUUUCUGCCAGAGGGAUCGGAAGUAUCCAACCGGGAUGAGGACGAACCGUGCUACUGUGUCCGGUUAUUGGAAGGCGACCGGGAAGGACAAGGAGAUCUUUAGAGGCAAAGGGUGUCUUGUUGGGAUGAAGAAAACACUUGUGUUUUAUAAAGGAAGAGCUCCUAAAGGUGAAAAGACCAAUUGGGUUAUGCAUGAGUAUCGUCUUGAUGGCAAAUAUUCGUACAAUAACCUCCCCAAAACUGCAAGGGAUGAAUGGGUGGUGUGUAGGGUUUUUCACAAGAACGCUCCUACUACUACUAUUAACACCCCAAACCAACUCUCAAGGAUUGAUUCUCUUGACAACAUUGAUCAUCUCUUAGACUUCUCAUCUCUCCCUCCUCUCAUAGAUCCAGGUUUCUUGAGUCAACCCGGCCCAAGCUUCUCUGGUGCCAGCCAUGAACUCAAACCCGUCCUCCACCAUCCUUCAACCGCACUAGUCAACAACACUUACCUCCCUACCCAAACCCUCAAUUUCCCUUACCACUCUGUCCAAAAUUUCAGAUCUGAUUCGGGGUACGGGGCAGGUUCGGACACUAAUAACAAGGGUAUGAUCAAGUUGGAGCAUUCUCUUGUGAGUGCGUCUCAAGAAACCGGUUUAAGUUCCGAUGUGAACACAACUGCGACGCCGGAGAUAUCUUCUUAUCCUCUGAUGAUGAAUCCGGCAACCGAUGGGGCAAUGAUGGAUGGUAGCAAGUCAGCGUGUGAUGAUCUUGAUGACUUGAUCUUUUGGGAAGACUUAUAUACUAAAUAAUAUUGGGAGAAGGUUAUUUAUUAAUUAUGAUUGAAGAGUGUCAUUGAUUACUUGUGUAGGGUUUUAAAUCGUGUAAUUAGUUCGUAUAUAUAUACAUAAGAAGAUUAUUAGGUUUCUUAGGCAUUGGACUUCAGUUAGAUCAUUGGUUACUUAGAUUUUAGUUUGGGGAAAGGGAUGUCAUUGGUGUUAUGCUUCUUUGUGAUUAACUUGUACAUAUAUAAAUAUUUAGAUUAUGCAAAUUAUGUUUACAACCUUAAUGUUUCAAUGCCUA
This is a messenger RNA of Camelina sativa (false flax), 1516 nucleotides long. The record is from RefSeq and is a predicted model, not a curated record. NCBI's taxonomy places the organism in Eukaryota, Viridiplantae, Streptophyta, Magnoliopsida, Brassicales, Brassicaceae.